ACCUCUUGAACCCGGAAGUAAUCUCCGUAGGUCCCUGUGUAGUGGAAAACCGGGAGCUUGGAAGUGUAGGACGUGGAUCCUAGGACAGGUUGGUCCCGAGCCACAAACAAAGUUGCUGUGACCUCGAGGACUGUUGAGGGCACAGCUGCACCUCGCCCCACCCAAGCUGUGCCCCAUGGAGUCUACGUUCAGCAGCCCCGCGGAGGCGGCCUUACAGCGGGAGGCGGGCGCCCCAGGACUGUUCACCCCUCCCGAAGACCUCGACCGAGUCUACGAGCUGGAGCGAGUCACGAAAUUUGUCUGCGAUUUAGGGUGUCAACGGGUGGCCUUACAGUUCCCUGACCAGUUACUGGGAGAUGCCGGAGCAGUGGCUGCACGCCUGGAGGAAGUCACAGGAUCUAAGAUGUUCAUUUUAGGGGACACGGCUUAUGGCAGCUGCUGUGUGGAUGUGCUGGGCGCUGAGCAGGCUGGAGCUCAAGCCCUCGUUCACUUUGGUCCUGCCUGCUUAAGCCCCCCUGCCAGCCUGCUACCGAUCACCUUCGUCCUUGGUCAGCGUUCUGUUGCCUUAGAACUCUGUGCAAAGGCCUUUGAAGCCCAGAACCCAGAUCCCACAGCACCGGUGGUACUGCUGAGUGAGCCAGCUUGUGCCCAUGCCCUAGAGGCUUUGGCCACUCUCCUGCGCCCAAGGUACCAAGAUCUGCUCAUCUCCAGCCCAGCUCUUCCCCUGCCAGUGGGGUCCCCAAGUUCACAGCCUGAGCCUCUGGAGCGUUUUGGGCGACGCUUCCCCCUGAGCCCAGGAAGGUGUCUGGAAGAAUAUGGUGCCUUCUAUGUGGGCGGUUCUCAAGCCAGCUCUGACCCUUUCCCUGAUCCAGAUCUGAGCAGACUGCUCUUGGGUUGGACACCGGGAAGACCCUUCGUUUCCUGCUGUCCGGACACAGGACAGACACAAGACCGGGGUGUCCAGGCUGGGCGGCUAAGAGCACGAAGACUGUAUCUCGUAGAGAGGGCCAGAGAUGCCCAUGUUGUGGGGCUGCUGGCAGGCACAUUAGGUGUAGCUCAACACCGGGAGGCACUGGCACACUUGCGGAAACUGACUGAGGCUGCUGGAAAGCGUAGCUAUGUAUUGGCCCUGGGGAGGCCCACACCUGCCAAGCUUGCCAACUUCCCUGAGAUGGACAUCUUUGUGCUUUUGGCCUGUCCACUGGGAGCCCUAGCCCCUCAGCCUUCAGGUGACUUCUUUCGGCCUGUGUUGACACCGUGUGAACUGGAGGCUGCCUGUAACCCUGCCUGGCCACCUCCGGGCCUGGCUCCCCAACUCACACAUUAUGCAGAGCUGUUGCCUGGCUCUCCCUUCUAUGUGCCACUCCCUCCUCCUGAGUCAGAACUGUGGGAUACCCCAGAUGUGUCGCUCAUUUCUGGGGACCUCCGGCCACCACCUUCUUGGAAGUCAUCCAGUGACACUGGAUGUUCUGCCCUAACUCCAAGGCCCCAGCUGGAGCUGGCUGAGAGCAGCCCUGCAGCUUCAUUCCUUAAUUCCCGGAGCUGGCAGGGAUUGGAGCCCCGCUUGGGUCAGACACCAGUGAAAGAAGCUGUCCGCGGAAGACGAGGUAUUGCCAUUGCCUAUGAGGAUGAGGGAAGCGGCUGACUGACACCAUAAGACCAGAAUCAGGGUGACAAAUCUGCUGGGACUUGUGCUCCCUGAACCAAAGUUGCAUCCUCUCACUUACAUGAUACUUGAGCCUGGAUAGAGGGAAUGCAGGUAGCUCCUCCCUGAGGAGCUGUCUAGCCUGUCCUGGCACUGGCUCAGCACACAUCUGUGCAAUAAAUGCCUGUUUGACAGGUGGGGGAAAAAAGGUCCAGGCCUUUCUUGGGCCCAUCUGUCAGCAGCCUUGGACUGUGGCUGACCCCGGUUCCUGGUGUGCAGGUGUAGUUCUGCCCUUGUUCAGGGCAGGAAUUGGAUGGUCCAGACCAAGGUUCUCCCCCUCAGCACUGUUAACACUCCAAGCAAAGCAGUUCUUUACUAUGAAGGCUGUUCUGUCCAUGGUGGGAUGUUUAGCUUCAGCAGAAACACAUCCCCCCAGCUAUGACAACCCAGAUUAUGUCUUGCCGCUGGCACAUGUCAUGUAACUGCUUCUAACUGAAAACCACUGGUCUAGACCCAUGCAGUCCAAAACAAUAUUCAUUAGACACAUGGCUUUUGCAGUUUUAAAGAAUAUGAAAAACUGUCUCUCGGUUAACUGAUGACAUUUCAAGUACUCAUAUGACUGGAUGGGGGACAAUUCUGUCAUAGCACAUAGAUCUGUGGGACAGUGUUGGACUACACUGACUCAACCCUGUCUGGAGGUGCAGGGGGAACCAAGGAAACUGAAAUAAACCAAAUGCUUUUCCUCUU
Messenger RNA from Mesocricetus auratus (golden hamster), 2392 nucleotides. RefSeq names its product diphthamide biosynthesis 2 (gene Dph2). The record is from RefSeq and is a predicted model, not a curated record. Gene Ontology annotation, molecular function: 2-(3-amino-3-carboxypropyl)histidine synthase activity. Bases 176 to 1645 code for a protein of 489 amino acids. Gene Ontology annotation, biological process: protein histidyl modification to diphthamide. The transcript has 6 exons. Lineage: Eukaryota; Metazoa; Chordata; Mammalia; Rodentia; Cricetidae.